This is a messenger RNA of Lathyrus sativus (Indian pea), 396 nucleotides long. The record is from the annotation of a GenBank genome assembly. NCBI's taxonomy places the organism in Eukaryota, Viridiplantae, Streptophyta, Magnoliopsida, Fabales, Fabaceae.
AUGGGCUCACUUCUCUCUUCCAUCAUCGGCGGCGGCCCCGCCUAUGAAUCAUCAGAAUCCUCCGAUCAUUCCGUCAAAACAUUCCACUCAUCCGCACGCUGGCAGCUCCACUUCAACGAAAUCAAAGACUCUCCUAGUCUCGUUGUGAUAGAUUUCUCUGCUACGUGGUGUGGACCGUGUAAAAUGAUGGAACCGAUUGUUCACGCCAUGGCUAACGAAUUCAGGGACGUUGAAUUCAUCAAGAUCGACGUUGACGAAUUAUCGGAUGUGGCGCAGGAGUUUAAGGUGCAGGCUAUGCCGACGUUUUUGUUGUUGAAGAAUGGGAGAGAGGUUGAUAAGAUUGUUGGUGCGAAAAAAGAUGAACUCAAAAACAAGAUUCAAAAAUAUAGAGCUUAG